GCCAGACGUAGUAACAAGAUCGUGGAUAAAAGACAGUUGGGGAAAUAAGUAAAAACAAGGACAAUGGAUAAAUAGGUUUUACUUAAAAAUAAAUGUUUUAUUUUGCUAAAAUAAAAAAAGACCAUAAUAUGAUCACAAAGCAGAAAACUAACGUCUGCUGAAUGUGGAGUGCGUAGUUAAUUAUCCGUUUUGACUUUUGAUUAUUACACUAAUUAACAAUAGACUUUUGCGUUGAUAGCUAUUUUUGUGGUACUAUUAAUUAUUUCGUGAAAGAAUCGUCCAUUAUAGUUUUCAUAAAAUGAGUAACACAUGUAUUGUCUAGAGCUCUUUCGACUUUUGAAACUUAAAAAUGUCAUUUUUCUUGGGCAAUGCCAUUGAAGGAUAUGUACAAACAUCAUUUACUUGAAAAAGUUAACUAUAAAAAUGAAGUUGAUGCUGUUAAUAUUUUCAAUAAAAUAAAAGUUGAUUUUAAUAUACACUCUGUUCAAAAAGUAAACAAUCCACAACUCUUUGGCAUGUAUUUAUUACAUAAAGAGGAGUUAGAAGCGAAUGAUAAAAAUAAAGUGAAAGAACACAUAAUGUAUCACGCAACAUCUAAGUACAAUGUUCAGAGUAUAAUUAAAAACAAUAUUGAUUGGCGCUAUACAACACGAUCACGUUUUGGGAGAGGAGCAUGUUUUUCACCAGAUCCGUAUUAUGCACACUCACAUGCGUCAAGUAUAGGAGUUUUUGUUAUAUUUAAAGUGGUUACCAAAAAUUUUGAAACAACUAGUGUAAAUUAUGGUUUAAAAGUGCCUUACAAUAUACAUACAGAUACGACUGUUGAUCAACAAAUGAAUGUUUAUGUCAAGUAUAAUGACAAUGAGUUUUAUCCGAUUUACGUGGUUCACUAUUCAGAGAAAUUUGAGGAAUAUCAAGAUCUAUUUUAUUGUCACAAUUAUUAUGAUUAUUUUAAUCAACUUUAAAUAUAAACAUUAUAAAAGCAUUUU
This is a messenger RNA of Adelges cooleyi (spruce gall adelgid), 989 nucleotides long. RefSeq names its product zinc finger CCCH-type antiviral protein 1-like. The record is from RefSeq and is a predicted model, not a curated record. The transcript has 5 exons. The coding region runs from base 369 to 965 and encodes 198 amino acids. Lineage: Eukaryota; Metazoa; Arthropoda; Insecta; Hemiptera; Adelgidae.